Messenger RNA from Pollicipes pollicipes, 2339 nucleotides. RefSeq lists its product as uncharacterized. The transcript is spliced from 5 exons. The coding region runs from base 184 to 2274 and encodes 696 amino acids. The record is from RefSeq and is a predicted model, not a curated record. Gene Ontology annotation, biological process: protein ubiquitination; protein peptidyl-prolyl isomerization. Gene Ontology annotation, molecular function: peptidyl-prolyl cis-trans isomerase activity; ubiquitin protein ligase activity. Gene Ontology annotation, cellular component: nucleus. Lineage: Eukaryota; Metazoa; Arthropoda; Thecostraca; Pollicipedomorpha; Pollicipedidae.
AGACACAAGAGGGGGUUAGGUCUUAAGAAGGGCAGGAUUGUGAACAGCACCGGAACGUCUUCAAGAUGGUGAUUUCAGUUAAAAACCCCACAUACAUAUGGGGCACUCCCAUUAACAUAUUGACCUUGUCACCGUGCCUUCUCCAAAGACAAGUGAUUUAAGUGUGAUCAACGAACCAGGGCGAUGGCGGACCACCUCCAGUGCGGUAUGUGCUUCCAGGCAUACAAUGCAUCUUCGCGCCUGCCCAAGUUCCUCAAGUGCAGCGGCGGCAUCCAGCACACAUUCUGCCUGCAGUGUCUGCGGAAGCUGACUACUAGUGGCAUCAUCAAGUGUCCCACGUGCCGCGACCUGACAUGCGUCGCUCACUCGGCCGACUCCCUCAAGAACAACAUCUACCUGAUGCCACAGAUUGAGGCAACUGCCUCGGCUGCUCAGCUCAACCAACGUUUGGAGAUGUUCUGCGUCAGCUGUGUGACGUUGGCGACUGAGAAGUGCGGAGAGCACGAGCUGCUGAGGCUGUCGGAAAUCCGCGAGGUUCUACGAGGGAUGGCCUUGAAGGGCGCCGAAAACACGGAGGCCAUCAAAAUCAAACGAUCGACCACGCUCGAUCUCUAUAGACAAGCGUACAACGUCCUUGCGGCCGCCGCCAAAUCCGUUGGUAGAACUAUAGAAGAUUAUGAUAUGGACUUACAACUAGAUGAUGAUAUUUUGCGAGAAUUGGAGAGGAAACGGGAAGCUAUUGAGUUCCUCCCGAAUGAAGAUCUCUCGGACACUUUCAAAAAUGUGGAAUCGCAUAUAUCCCACACCAUGACGAGCUUGGAAGAAACUUCCAGUCUGGCACGUAGAUGUGAGAAUUUACUCGACUCCAGUGCAGAGGUGUCCUUACGGACCAACGGCUCACGCAUCACGUUUGCCGUUGGUGAUUGGAUGCGCGAUGAAAAUGUUGUGAAAGCGUUGAUGGGCGCAAGCAUUUUCCUGUAUUCUUUGGAUCAUAUGGCAUCGUCUGAUGAUGACGAAAAGGCGGAGGCAAUUGGAAGCCAAGAAUCCAACAACGUAACCCGUGGUAAUACUGCUAGUGCACAGGGCGGCGCUGUAAAAGCCCCCAGUGGCAUUAGCAAAGCUGCAAGCGCCUCCGGCGACACUGGUAAACCUGACAAUGUAUCCUAUGUUGCGGGCAAAUCGGUCACCAUAGCCAAGGAUAAAGCCAACGGUAAAACCAGCACCACACCCGGGGACACAGCCGGCAAGACCGCCAACGGCAAAACGGCAAACGGUAAAGCCGCCACCAAAGUGAACAGUGUAGCGUCUGAUAGAGCAACUGCUACAGCCAAUGAUAGCAAGGUCACCAGCAGCAUCGCGGCUUCGCCCAAUCGCUCCGUUAAAGGUAACGACACCACCAUGUCUAAUGGGCCCGCGAAUGAUAAAGCCGUCGGAAAAGCCACCUUGACGAAUAAGAGCGCAAGCACUGGCGAGGCUGCCAAGUCCAGUGGAACGGCUAGUGGAAAACGUGCCGUCGUCUUACCCGAUGGACGAGCCACUGGCACGGUAACGGUCACGUCCGUGUCCAGCCAUGGUGCGAAUGUCCAUCGCAUUCACAUCAUGGACCCGGUCACUGGAAAGGCCGUCUCUCCGGCCACCGGCGCCGUGUCGAGCGGGCCGGCGGCCCGUAAGGUGACGUUCUCCAACGUGUUGAAACAGGCGAGCGCGCCGGUGGAGCCGGCGCCGGCGCGUGCCGCGGCCGUGCCGCGGGCACUACGCGGCGACGGCCGCCCGUACUACCGCCUGCAGGUCACGACCGGCACGGACACGGGUGACGUCAUCAUCGAGCUGCGGCCCGACAUGGCGCCCAUCAUGUGCAAGAAUUUCAUCUCGCUGUGCGACGCUGGAUUGUACAACAACACGAGGUUUCACUUCGCCACGGCCAACGACUACCUGCUCGGCGGCCGGGUGGACGACGACGAGGGCUUCUCUCUGCUGGCCGACUCCGGCAAGAAGUUCAUCGCCGCCGACAUGUGUCCGCUGCAGGACGAGUGCGGCGCCAUACGCAUGAAGGGCAUGGGCACGGUGAUCGUCGACGGCAACAAGCGCGGUCAGAUCGGCUCGCAGUUCAUGAUCUGGGUCUCCGAAGAGCGCGACUACCGCCCGUACCGCUACACGCUGGUGUUCGGCUACGUGCGCCAGGGGUUGGACCUGGUGCGUAAGAUCUCGACCAUGGACCGGCCGUCUAUCUGGCGCCAGGUUCGGCUCAUUUCCGCCAAGCGGCUUACCCAGUAGCGGCCGCACGGCACUGAUGCCGUCGCCGCCGGGCGGGGCGGCACGCGGCGCCAGCUGCGCUGGAC